GACAGUCCGACAAACCCUGGACUGCUACAGUGACAGACUGGGAUCUGGGUACUGAACACAACUCAAAGUAAUCACCCUACAACAUGGAUCACUUGAAGAUGUCUGUGCUCCUCCUGAUACUGCUUGUGUUGCUGCGCUGCGUCUCUGCUGCCCCACGCUACAGGUACUUCAGUCCCAGCUCAUCCAGCGAGCAGGAAAGUGAUCUCCCAGACAGUGACAGCUGGUUAGCUCCCGAGCUGAUCUCCAACCCGUUCCUCGGGUUUGUGAGUACACGGCCGCAGAGGGGGCUCACAGCCAUGGACAGCCACCGCAUAGAGAAGAGAAAAUGCAACACAGCCACCUGCGUCACCCAAAGGCUAUCAGACUUCCUGGUGCGCUCCAGUAACACGAUUGGUACCGUCUACGCACCGACUAAUGUGGGAUCUGGCACCUACGGAAAAAGGGAGCUCUUGUUGGCCCCCAACUACCUGCCUCUCUAACAGCUGACAAACCUCCACCAGCACUCCCACUGCUCUGAUGAUAUAACCAGACAUCUUAUGUAACAAUGAUUGUGAGAAUGACGUUACCGGCGAUGACACUGAUGGUGAUGAUGAUGAUUAAUAACAUCUAGUUUAUUUUAUAAGAAACAGUGCCUUUAAUUUAAACCUUCAAAGACAAUGUGUUUUUUUGUUCUGACUUUGUGUGUGUGUUGUGGCUCUGUGGAUACUGUUUCGCAAUGGCAUGAAGUAAAGAAGUAAAUAAAAAACAAUAAAUAAAAGAAAAAAAAUGUAAAGCCAUAUGAA
This is a messenger RNA of Notothenia coriiceps (black rockcod), 782 nucleotides long. RefSeq names its product islet amyloid polypeptide (gene iapp). Gene Ontology annotation, cellular component: extracellular region. Lineage: Eukaryota; Metazoa; Chordata; Actinopteri; Perciformes; Nototheniidae. The record is from RefSeq and is a predicted model, not a curated record. The transcript is spliced from 4 exons. Gene Ontology annotation, molecular function: hormone activity. Bases 84 to 479 code for a protein of 131 amino acids.